GCUGAGUCUUCUUGCACCUCGGGUCACGCCUCCUUGGCAAGAAGGCGCCUCGUCUUUGAUUGCUUCCAGUUACUGCAGAACUUCCUGCCCUGGUGGAGAAGUGGGUCUUGCUUGGGUCGCGCUCGCUCCUGGUUUGAGGCGCGAGACUGAGUUCACAAGGUGCUGGGCCCCGAAGCCUAGUGGGGUUGGGGGUCAGAGUCAGCGAACCUCCGCGCCCUGAGUGAGUGGUGCCUUGUUGGGGUCCUCCCUCCCUUUGCAUCAGCAUCCCUCGGGCAUUGCGCCUCCCCGGGGACCCCUCGCCGGGAGAUGACCGCCUUGAUGCGGGGCAAGGACUCUUCCUGCUAUCUGCUCCUACUGGCCGCGGUGCUGAUGGUGGAGAGCUCACAGCUCGGCAGUUCGCGGGCCAAACUCAACUCCAUCAAGUCCUCUCUGGCCGGGGAGACGCCUAUACAGGCCUCCAAUCGAUCUGCGGGCACAUACCAAGGACUGGCUUUCGGCGGCAGUAAGAAGGGCAAAAACCUGGGGCAGGCCUACCCUUGCAGCAGUGACAAGGAAUGUGAAGUUGGGAGGUAUUGCCACAGUCCCCACCAGGGAUCAUCAGCCUGCAUGGUGUGUCGAAGGAAAAAGAAGCGGUGUCAUAGAGAUGGCAUGUGUUGUCCUGGUAACCGCUGCAAUAAUGGCAUCUGCAUCCCAGUCACUGAGAGCAUCUUAACCCCUCACAUCCCAGCUCUGGAUGGCACUCGGCACAGAGAUCGAAACCAUGGUCAUUACUCAAACCACGACUUGGGCUGGCAGAAUCUAGGAAGACCACACACUAAGAUGUCACAUAUAAAAGGGCAUGAAGGAGACCCCUGUCUGCGAUCAUCAGACUGCAUUGAAGGGUUUUGCUGUGCUCGUCACUUCUGGACCAAAAUCUGCAAGCCGGUGCUCCACCAGGGGGAAGUCUGUACCAAACAGCGCAAGAAAGGCUCCCACGGGCUGGAGAUCUUCCAGCGGUGUGACUGCGCCAAGGGCCUGUCCUGUAAAGUAUGGAAAGACGCCACCUACUCCUCCAAAGCCAGACUCCACGUGUGUCAGAAAAUAUGAUCCCUUCGGAGAGAAGCGUCACAAGCGGACUGUGAAUCUGUGCAUUCAGUGCGUCGCGGCACGGUGGAAAACAGGAUGUGGGUCUCAGAAGAAUGGCUCAUGUAAGGCAUGUGGAGGAUGUAAAUCACAGAGCGAGAGAAAGAAAAUGGAGAACUAAGCUGAUUGGAAAGGGUGACAAAUAUUGUGUAACUAGUGUGUUUCCAUUAUGCAGCUUGUUUAUGUAAAUAAUGUACACACAUGUGAAAAUGCAAUUUCUGGCGGGGGAGGGGGAAGACCAGUGACAGUUACCAAAGAAUACCAUGUGACUUUCCAAGAGUCUAUGUUGUGCUGGAGUAUCAGUUUCCUUUCGAUUGGUGAUUGUCCAAAAAUAAACUAAAAGCUAUAUUUCUAUUCAAAGUUACAGUUCAAUAAAAUAUGCCCAGAGUAUCUUGGUAUACAAUGGGAUGGAAAACAUGGAAAAAAAUUGUUAAAUAGGAAAUGAAACACUGAGCAGAGUUCAUUUGCAACAGAGAUCACCUCUGAAUUUGGAACACUGCUUCUACUGUUCAAUUAAAGGCCUCGGUAGACAAGAAAAAAAGCAGUUGAUAUUUUCCCAAAUAAUUUCAAAAGAAUUGCUGGUCUCUUAUCGAGACCUUUAGAAAAGAAAAAUCUUGUUUUUCCUCAAACUGCUAAUUUGUACUUUCCCAUAUUUGCUUUCACCUGUACACAGUAAGAACCAGUAUAACAAGACAAGAGGAGUCCCUUCAGAUUCUCAAGGAAUGAAUGUGCAUUUUUCUAGACUACGUGAUUCCUACCAUGAGUACAUGUUAUUUUCCAACCUGACCCCAAUAGUCAUGAAAAGCACAGAGCUGAAUUUUCAAAAAUUACAUUUUUUUUUAAAGAUAUCCAACAUAUAUGGGAAACAAAGCUAAUACAGAGUCUUUUUUAAAGCUUUGGCAUUGCCCACGUGUUGAUAGCAUUAGACUCAUAAAUGCACUUAUUCUUUACGUUCUCUGCAGUAUAGUGGGGUACAGCUGAUAACCCAGACUGGAGCUGUGUCUGUCCUGCACUGAGGCCAGCAAGAACAUGGGUAAAAUUCUGUCAAGAACCCAGGUGUGGGCAAUACAUAGAUGAUGUCUGAAAUUGACUUUUCAGCUUUCAGUCCCAAGGCUGCACAACCUCAGUGGAAGUUUUCUGUGGGAUUUGCUAUCUUAAAUACUCAACACACAUCUAAGUACAGUGUGCGGUCACUUCUUGACCUCAAAAUACAUAUUUUAUACAUUUGAAGCUCUAAAAGAAUAGGAGUUCUCCCAAAACUGACUCCCAAGAUAGUGAGGUUCCUUUGCCCUCCAACUGGCUGGUGGUAGCAUCUGGUUUUUCUACACAAGCCUUUCCCUACAACAGCUCCCCUGCCCCCAAAGAUAUACUUUCUGUUUUCUGCACCCAUUGAGAUAAAAAAAUAUAUAUGUAUAGAAAUGGAAUAACUUGUGAAAUCUACAUAUUGCUAACCUAUAAAAACUGCAGGUUCUUCAUUCUUUAAAACCAUUUUUAUUAUUUCUUUUACUUUACUCAUUUCUAAAUAUUAUGUCUAGAUAGAAUAUAAGGCAAAAAGUUAUAAUUGUUACUUUUGACCUUUUCUUUUAUAGAGUUGAAAUCACUCCUUAAUUUUUUUCUUUUACUUAACCCUCAUCUUGAGUCUCAAAUUCAAGUUCUCCCAGAAAUUGAACCUGAACCUGCGUGUCUAUUAAGAAUUUUAGCUUCCCACACAUGUUUACUAAGACAAUUAAGAUUUACAUUUUCCCUACAUGUCUGCAAAAACAGAAGUUUUCAAUGAAUCUAUCCAAGAACCAAGUCUGUGCAAACAGGAUUCUAUACGCUUGGCAACAUAAAAAUGGGCCAUUUCAGUCUAGCAUUUCCUAUUAACAAUCACAUUUACAGUCUGGUUUCUGCAUUAUUUUCCUUAUGUACAUCCCUUCAAAAAUUAUUAUUUGAAGUAAUUUAUUUACAGGAAAUGUUAUGAGAUGUAUUUUCUUAUAGAGAUAUUUCUUACAGA
Molossus molossus (Pallas's mastiff bat) is the source of this 3118-nucleotide messenger RNA. It is a transcript of the gene DKK2, whose product is annotated as dickkopf WNT signaling pathway inhibitor 2. The transcript is spliced from 4 exons. Bases 307 to 1086 code for a protein of 259 amino acids. NCBI's taxonomy places the organism in Eukaryota, Metazoa, Chordata, Mammalia, Chiroptera, Molossidae. Gene Ontology annotation, molecular function: co-receptor binding; receptor antagonist activity. Gene Ontology annotation, biological process: multicellular organism development; negative regulation of canonical Wnt signaling pathway. The record is from RefSeq and is a predicted model, not a curated record. Gene Ontology annotation, cellular component: extracellular region.